UAUACUUCCUUCUGUCUAUGAUUAGAUAAGCAUAAAGCCCUAGAUCUAAGCUUCGCUGUCUUCUCCCUCCCUCCCUUUCUCUUCCUCUCAUUCAUUUCAUACACACUGGCUCACACGUCUUCUCUCUCUCUCUCUCUCUCUCUCUCUCUCAAAAUGACAAUUCUAGGUACAACUUUUGCUGUGUUUUUUUCUUUACUUCAAGUCGUUUCUGGAGAAAGUGGCUAUGCACAGAAUGGAGACUUGGAAGAUGCAGAACUGGACGACUACUCAUUCUCAUGCUAUAGCCAGUUGGAAGUGAAUGGAUCCCAGCACUCGCUGACCUGUGCUUUUGAGGACCCAGAUGUCAACACCACCAAUCUGGAAUUUGAAAUAUGUGGGGCCCUCGUGGAGGUAAGGUGCCUGAAUUUCAGGAAACUACAAGAGAUAUAUCUCAUCAAAACAAAGAAAUUCCUAUUGAUUGGAAAUAGCAAGAUAUGUGUGAAGGCUGGAGAAAAGAGUCUAAACUGCAAAAACAUAAAUCUAGCCACUAUAGUUAAACCUGAGGCUCCUUUUGACCUAAGUGUCAACUAUCGUGAAGGAGCCAAUGACUUUCUGGUGACAUUCAAUACAUCACACUUGCAAAAGAAGUAUGUAAAAGUUUUAAUGCAUGAUGUAGCUUACCGCCAUGAAAAAGAUGAGAACAACUGGAUGCACGUGAAUUUGUCCGGCACAAAGCUGACACUCUUGCAGAGAAUGCUCCAACCAAAAACAACGUAUGAGAUUAAAGUUCGAUCCAUCCCUCAUGAUUAUUUUAAAGGCUUCUGGAGUGAAUGGAGUCCAAGUUAUUACUUCAGAACGCCAGAGAUCAAUAAUCACUCAGGGGAGACGAAUCCUAUCUUACUAACCAUCAGCAUUUUGAGUGUUUUCUCUGUGGUUGUGUUGGUCAUCUUGGCCUAUGCGUUAUGGAAAAAAAGGAUUAAGCCUAUUAUAUGGCCUAGUCUCCCAGAUCAUAAGAAGACUCUGGAACAUCUGUGUAAGAAACCAACAAAGAAUUUAAUAGUGAGUUUCAAUCCUGAAAGUUUCCUGGACUGCCAGAUUCAUAGGGUGGAUGACAUUCAAGCUAGAGAUGAAGUGGAAGGCUUUCUGCAAGAUACAGUUCCUCCACAACUAGAGGAAUCUGAGAUGCAGAGGCCUGCAGGGGACGUGCAGAGCCCCAGCUGGCCAUCUGAGAAUGUAGCCACCACCCCAGAAACUUUUGGAAGAGAUCCACCCCUCAGAUGCCUGGCUGGGAAUGUCAGUGCAUGUGAUGCCCCUAUACUCUCCUCUUCCAGGCCCCUAGAGUGCAGAGAGAGUGGCACGAAUGGGCCACAUGUGAACCAGGACCUCCUCCUUAGCCUCGGAACUGCAAAUAGCACCCUGCCGCCUUCAUUUCCUCUCCAAUCCAGAAUCCUGACAUUGAACCCAGUUGCUCAGGGGCAGCCCAUCCUUACUUUCCUGGGAUCAAAUAAAGAAGAAGCAUACGUCACCAUGUCCAGCUUCUACCAAAACCGGUGAAGUAUAAGAAACCCAGACUGAACUCACC
Cebus imitator (Panamanian white-faced capuchin) is the source of this 1561-nucleotide messenger RNA. RefSeq names its product interleukin 7 receptor (gene IL7R). Gene Ontology annotation, cellular component: external side of plasma membrane; membrane. NCBI's taxonomy places the organism in Eukaryota, Metazoa, Chordata, Mammalia, Primates, Cebidae. Gene Ontology annotation, biological process: cytokine-mediated signaling pathway; positive regulation of receptor signaling pathway via JAK-STAT; hemopoiesis. The transcript has 8 exons. The record is from RefSeq and is a predicted model, not a curated record. Gene Ontology annotation, molecular function: protein binding; cytokine receptor activity. The coding region runs from base 154 to 1533 and encodes 459 amino acids.